GGAUAAACUAAUAAGUUGCUUUUAGGAGAAGGAAACUAAGAAAGAGAGAAAGGGAUUAUCAAAUCCACACUAAACUGGAAUCUGAUUCCCUCUCAAUUCUCCUCACUCACCUCACCCAACUAACAAUGUCAGCAUACCGAUGGAAAAAUUUCGACGAAAACGAGGAUCGCCCCACCAAGCCUCGCCGCUAUGGCGUCACUGAAAUGAGAAGCCCUCAUUACACUCUCUUUAGCCACAACGUUCUUCAGGAUAUAUUUGAAUCUAUGGGAGAAUAUGUUGAUGGGUUGAAGUUUUCUGGAGGUUCUCACAGCUUGAUGCCAAAGACUUUUAUCAAACAAGUGAUAGACAUGGCACAUCAGCAUGAUGUUUAUGUUAGUACUGGUGAUUGGGCUGAGCAUAUGAUUCGUAAAGGUCCAUCAGGUUUCAAAGAUUAUGUGGAGGAGUGCAAGCAGUUGGGGUUUGACACUGUUGAGCUGAAUGUGGGCUCACUUGAGAUUCCUGAAGAAACCCUUUUGAGAUUUGUUCGCUUGGUCAAAAGUGGUGGUCUUAAAGCUAAGCCUCAUUUGGAAGUGAAGUUUAAUGAGUCUGAUAUUCCCAAAGGUGGUGAUAGGGCUUAUGGGGCUUAUAUUCCCCCAGCACCUAGAUCAUUUGAAUUUGUAGAAGAUGUAGAUCUCUUGAUCAGGAAGGCUGAGAGAUGUUUAGAAGCAGGUGCAGACAUGAUAAUGAUUGAUGCUGAUGAUGUCUGCAAACAUGCUGAUAAUAUGCGGGCAGAUAUCAUUGCGAAGAUCAUAGGGCGCCUUGGUCUUGAGAAGACUAUGUUUGAAGCAUCAAAUCAGAGAACGUCCGAGUGGUUUAUCAAACAAUAUGGUCCAAAGGUUAACCUCUUUAUUGAUCAUUCGCACGUGGUGGAUGUGGAAUGCCUCAGGGGACGAAACUUGGGUAGAAAUCAUGCUUCUGUCCUCGGUUCUUCAUAUUUCCUGUUCUGAAGUGAUGGGAAUUUUAUGGCACCCUAUGGGGGGUUGGCUUGUUUAAGUAAAAGUCUUGUGUUGUCUGUUAUAGUGGGUGUUACAUAUUUCCUUCAACGAACAUAGAGAAAAUUUAAAUGGAGAUAUUGAAAUAAAAGUUCACAUAAACUUUUCA
Molecule: messenger RNA, 1140 nt
Organism: Gastrolobium bilobum
Lineage: Eukaryota; Viridiplantae; Streptophyta; Magnoliopsida; Fabales; Fabaceae
Product: protein HEAT-STRESS-ASSOCIATED 32
Exons: 5
Coding region: 126-986 (286 amino acids)
Source: RefSeq, a predicted model, not a curated record